AUGGCAGAUGCUAGCUCAAGGACUGACAACUCAACUGUUCUAGACAACGACGGCAAGAUCUAUAGGUUAGAACAAGGACAAAGUGGUGGGGCAAUCAUGGCUUCUAAUUCUUCGGAUAGGUCUGACAGGUCCGACAAACCCUUGGACCAAAAGACAUUGCGUCGUCUUGCUCAAAAUCGUGAGGCUGCAAGGAAAAGUCGAUUGAGGAAGAAGUCAUAUGUGCAACAGCUAGAAAGCAGCAAGCUGAAGCUUGCACAACUAGAGCAGGAGCUCCAGAAAGCUCGUCAGCAGGGAAUCUUCAUUUCUAGCUCCGGAGACCAGACCCAUGCCAUGAGUGGAAAUGGGGCAAUGACUUUCGACCUAGAAUACACUAGAUGGCUUGAGGACCAAAACAAGCAAAUCAAUGAGUUGAGGACUGCAGUUAAUGCUCAUGCAAGUGACAGUGACCUGCGCCUUAUCGUAGAUGGGAUAAUGGGGCAUUAUGAUGAAAUAUUUAAGGUCAAAGGUGUAGCUGCCAAGGCUGAUGUGUUCCAUAUACUGUCAGGCAUGUGGAAGACGCCUGCCGAAAGGUGCUUCCUGUGGCUUGGGGGUUUCCGUCCAUCCGAGCUCUUAAAGCUGCUGGUGAAUCAUCUGGAGCCGCUAACCGAGCAGCAGAUGUUGGGAUUGACCAACCUCCAGCAAUCUUCCCAGCAGGCAGAGGAUGCAUUGUCACAAGGAAUGGAAGCAUUGCAGCAAUCACUGGCGGAGACUUUGGCUGGAUCUCUGGGUUCCUCCGCUGGCUCUUCAGGGAAUGUUGCAAACUACAUGGGUCAGAUGGCCAUGGCCAUGGGCAAGCUUGGAACGCUCGAGAACUUUCUUCGCCAGGCCGACAACCUGCGACAGCAGACCUUGCAUCAGAUGCAGCGGAUCCUGACGAUCCGUCAGGCCUCCCGCGCCCUUUUGGCUAUACAUGACUACUUCUCGCGUUUGCGCGCGCUGAGCUCUCUGUGGCUUGCUAGGCCCAGGGAAUAA
Molecule: messenger RNA, 1011 nt
Organism: Triticum turgidum subsp. durum (durum wheat)
Lineage: Eukaryota; Viridiplantae; Streptophyta; Magnoliopsida; Poales; Poaceae
Source: the annotation of a GenBank genome assembly